Messenger RNA from Phodopus roborovskii (desert hamster), 2857 nucleotides. It is a transcript of the gene Ddias, whose product is annotated as DNA damage induced apoptosis suppressor. Gene Ontology annotation, cellular component: nucleus; cytoplasm. The record is from RefSeq and is a predicted model, not a curated record. NCBI's taxonomy places the organism in Eukaryota, Metazoa, Chordata, Mammalia, Rodentia, Cricetidae. Bases 104 to 2815 code for a protein of 903 amino acids. The transcript has 5 exons. Gene Ontology annotation, biological process: negative regulation of intrinsic apoptotic signaling pathway in response to DNA damage.
AGAUAAAUUUUUAAGGGCUUCCCAUUAUGCCAAGAACAACCAGGUAUUGGGUGGCUUCAAUUAACAAGAGAGACUGCUGUCCUAAGGGACAAAAUAUAGACACAUGAAUAGAAGACGAAAAUUCCUUUUUGCCUCAGUGCUUGCUCUCCAGAAUUCGAGUUUUAUAUAUCCAUCAUGUCAAAUGUGCUUUUCUCGGAUAAUUCUUGACACCAAAAGGUUUACUUGUCCCAAGUGUGGCUCUAUGGGUAAAGCUGAAAGUGCCAGUUACAGAUACAGACUUUCCUUAAAAGUGGCAGAAUCCAGCAAACUGUAUAUCAUUACUGUGUUUGGGAGCUGCUUAGACAAAUUUUUUGGACUCACAGCCACUGGUUUGAAGAGGUACCUUGAGAAUUCUAGUGAAAUCCCAGAACCCCUGGACAGUGGUAGAAUGCAGAGCCUAUUGACCACAGCAGUGGAAAUUUGUUUUGUUGGACAAAGCUUUGUGUUUGGAGUGACGAAUUUUGGAGAUAUAUGUGGACAUGAUUCAGACUCUAACUUCUUGCAGUCAUGCUGUAAACACAAAGAAGAAGUCAGAACACUAAUAGCUUCCCAGAUUGUUCUGCCUGACCCACAUAUUACAGGCUUUACUGUCAUUGACUAUUUAAAUCAACUUUUCAAGAAACAUCAUUGCGACUCUCAGGAGCAUAGCAGCCACUCCCUCACUUUCGAUCACUCAGACAGUGAUCUUGGCAGCAUGCAUGGCUCUGUGAAAACAUCCUGUUUUCUGGAGUCCUGCAGCAAAGAUGAUCUUCUCAGAUUCUGGCAGCCAUCACUUGAACUGACUUCAACUGACUCACAAGUAACAGCUAAUGAUGACUUUUCAGCUUCAGAACAAAUCCUGGCCAGUGGUACUCCUGACAAAAACAAACAGUGUAUCUCCUUUUCUGAAGCCACUGGUUCUAAGAACUGUCAUGAUCCCCUUCAGAGUUCACAGACCCUUGUUUCUUGUAUGGACAAGAAUAAUACAACAGGGAAGCAGGGUGAAGAAUUUGGUUUACAAGCUAAUCAUCUGAGUCCAGUUUGCCCCAGUUUUCAUGAAACUAGGCUGUCUGACUCUAAUUUAUUCCCUUCACAAAUGCAAGAACAUUUUGAAGAAGCUAAUGCAGAAUGCUACAAUGAAACAGAAAUUAAAACUGAAUAUUCCCAGUAUGACAUCCCAUGUUACCAGCAUUGUGAUGUAAAUACUACCACAAUCCUUCAAGAGAGACCUGCAUUUUCAUUGUCAUCCCUCAGACCUCAAGAAGCAACAAGUGCUUCUCAGAACUGUGACUCCUUUAUUUGGGAUGAUCUACCCUUCUCUGAAAGCCUGAGCAAGUUUCUGGCAAUUGUUGAAAGUGAGAUGGCUGUAAUUGAGACAGAUACUAAGGACAGAAAACAGGUUACAGAUAAUGACAUUGAUAAAUUCCACACAGACCACUGCAGGUUAUCUGUGACUCCCAGGAGAAAUACUGGAGCAUUGAAUACAUCACCUUUACUCUUAAGAUCAUCACAAGCAAUGGUGAAAGAAAACUCCAGGAAAGAGACCUUUUCCAACUGUGAGUCUAAUCUAAGUCCUCAAAUUCAAAGAGAAUCAAAACCCAAUAAGACAGCAGAAGCUGUCUCUAUAGGCAGUGAUAGAAGUGGUGUCUCAGAGUAUUUUCUACCAGAUACUUGCCUUUCAACUCUAUUUACAUCGUCAAAAGAUAUGGAAGCAUCUGUUCCCCGAAAGAGGACUGCUGGGAUCCUACAACAGAGGAAUGAGAUUUCACUCAGGUUUAACACCUCAACAAGUGACUUUUUUUAUAAUAAUAACAAAUCUUUUAAUGGAUGUAGAGAAAAAUCACAUUCAGAAACAAAAGGACAUUUGACAAGCAUGUGUUCUAAAAAACACAGUAAAGUUUCUGAUCUUCACAAAUUAAAAAGUAAGCAGUAUUAUAGAUGGUCAAAGAACCAAGAUGACAGUUUUACAAUAUGCCGGAAACUUACGUAUCCUUUGGAGACUCUUUGCAAUAGUCCAAAAAAUACAAAUACAGCAAAAGAAUUACCUCACAGACCUAUCAAUAAUAACUUAACACAAAGUUACUCAACUGAUCAUGAAGGUAGCUACAAUGCUUCUGUUGAUCUUUUUGAUGAUAUUGCUAAAAAUAAUGACAGUGGAACAGAAAUUACCAAAAUAUCACAGGAUAUUUUGUUACCAUGUGAAGCAUCUUGCACAGAAAACUAUCCCAUAGAUGAAAAAGGCAGCCAGCCUUCACAAAAACUACCCUUGCAAAACAUAGCAUCGUCAAGAUAUCUGAGAGCAAGUUCUCAGUCAGAUUCAGAAUGUGAUUUUGAAGAAAGCCAAGACUUUGUUCCAUGUUCACAGUCAACUCCAGUUGCAGGCUUCCACCAAAGAAUUCAUGGCUUACGUGGACCUUUCAAAAUGUUGCCUGCCUUAUAUUCAAAUCUUAAUGCUAACUAUAAAAAAACAAAAUUUUCUCCUGAAAAUGGCAACGGUCAAGCUACCUCAGUCUGCCCAAAGAAUGUAAAAACACCUAGCCGGAAGUCCAAAAGUCCUGAUAUAUCUAGUUUGAAAAAACCAGAGAUUUCCAACCACUGCUCCACUGCUGAGUGCCUUGAAAGUGAUAUGGAUGAAUGGAUCCCCCCUACCACCCAAAAAGUAUUUCUUUCAGAUAUCCUUGGAUUCAAAGUCACAUGUUUAAGGAAAUGCCUUACUGUCCAUCCUUCCCCCUACCAAAAAGAGUUACCAAGAAAGAAAUCAAUAAAAGUGGCACAUAAAACCAACAUGUUUAAUUAAAACAUGGGGGUGUUUUCUUCAGAAGCCAAAUGUUGCCUUCCA